GGUUCACGCAUGCGCACUCCGCCCCGUGAAGCACUAAAUGCGUCAACUUGUUUUUCUGAGUUUCUCCUCAAAGUGUCUGCAGGAAAUGAGCGAAGAUGAAUGAGGAUGCGUUCGAGGUCCCGGAGAGGACCGAGUACCGCUACCUGGUGCAGGAGGAGGAUGAGGAGGAGGUGCAGUACGUCCACCACAGAAACUACAUCAACCCCCUCCUGGUGCUCUCCCGCCGCUGCAUCAUCCUCAUCUGCCUCGGCGUGCUCGCCCUGCUCUCUAUCGCCACCUACCUGGGCUACGUGGCCCAGACGCUGCCGCCGGGCGUCGCCGAGGUGUCGACGCACUGCGGAGACUUCAGAGGACGACAGAAGAACGGUGCGUACUCCUUUAAGGGGAUGCCCUACGCCGCCGCCCCUGUUGGUAACCUGCGCUGGGCUCCUCCGGCCGAACCGACGUGCAAGAGUGUGACGUCCGACGCGGGCCGCUUCGGCAGCGUGUGCCCUCAGGUGCGGCCGCUGCAGAGCUCGGGGAAGCUGAUGGGUCAGGAGGACUGCCUCUUCAUCAACGUGUGGACGCCCACGCUGCAGCCCGACGCCAAGCUGCCCGUCAUGGUCUGGAUCCACGGAGGCUUCCUGCACAUGCUCAGUGGAGGAGAGGAAGGCUACUCUCCCACAGAGAAGCUUGCCGCCGACACGAGAAUGGUUUAUGUCAGCUUCAACUACAGACUCAACGCCUUCGGCUUCCUGGCUCUGGAGAUACUGAGAGAAGGUUCUCCAACGAACACCUCAGGGAACUAUGGCUUCAUGGACCAGAUCGCGGCUCUGAAGUGGGUCCAGAGGAACAUCCACGUGUUCGGUGGAGAUCCUGGGAGAGUCACCAUAUUUGGGCAGAGCUCAGGUGGGACGUCAGUGUGGACCCUGAUGAUGUCUCCGCUGGCGAAGGGUCUCUUCCACGCGGCGGUGGACAUGAGUGGUUCAUACGUCUACAACGCCACACUGAAACAGGCCGAGUCCGACAACCUGGUGUUCCUGAAUAAGACGGGCUGCAGAGACCUGAGCUGCCUCAGACGUCUGCCCGUCAAAAAGAUCCUGCAGGCCGUGCCAUGGCAGGAGUACCCGUCCUGGGCAGCAGAAGAGCUGACGGACCUCCCCAUUAAAGGGCAUUUCAUCGGGCCGGUCGCAGUGGUGGACGGAUACGUUCUCGAAGCUCCGCCUUUCGCGGUGUGGGAGAAGAAUGGUAACCACAGUGACGUUCCUUUUGUCAUCGGGACGACAGAGCAGGAGGCUGACUUCAGCCCCUCGGCUGGAAACAUCUCCACAUGGACCUGGGGGGACUACCAGUGGUUUGUGAAAGAUAAACUUCAGUCCUUCAGUGAGAAUCUAACCAAAGAGGCGUUGGAGCUGUAUCCGAGCUCCGAGCCCUGCCCCACCACAGACCGCUGUCCAGAGCGGUCCUACACCACCAUGGUGUCCGACAUCAGGGUCACCUGCCCCAACAACGACCUCGCCGGGAGGGCUGCAGCGGCUCUCCACAGUCCCGUGUACCGAUACGUGGUCACGCACACGCCGUCCGGGCCGGUCAACGUGACCAGCGACCUGCUGCCGUUCCCCAGCCGCUUCUCCUUCCACUGUCUGGACGUCGUGGCUUUCUUCGGAGGGCUGGAGUCCGUCCUGCGGAAACCGCUCUCUGACAAAGACAAGAACUUCCAGGAGCUCAUCAGACGCCACCUCGUCAACUUCGCCAGAACAGGUAAGAUGAAGGCCGAGUGGCCAGAAUACCCAGCAGCCACUGCUCUCCUGUCUGGCAGCCUGACGGUGAAGCAGGACUACAGGGCCGAUCGGUGUCGGCUGUGGAGGGAGAACGGCCUGUACGCCUACGCCUGGAUGAACUGAACGUUCGUCUAAAGCGUCACCAGACUUCAUGAAAGGCUUUGUUACACUGAAGUGACGUCGGCUUGAAUCCCGCAGCAGCUAUUUGACUAAAUAUCUCUGUGAACUUAAAGGGUGAGUUCACCAAACCUCACGUAACCUCCGGUGGAUUGAUCUCAUAUUUUUUAUAUUCUUGUGGAUCAGAGGUGACAAAACAUAAUUGUAUCCUUAUUUUAUGGUAUUAAAUUGGCAAAAACCUCUUUUACAUUUAUCGGAAGUUAAAUUAGAGGAACUGCUUUCACCCAAAAAGUACCUGGAUGUGUUGCUCUCAUCUUUACCCACUUCUGAAUCCCCUGUGAUGUGGUGAAGGUCUGUGAGCUGGAUUUUGUUGCUAAGAUGAGGAAGGUAUGAUAUAGUUGAGUAAGAAUCAGGAAUAUUUCAAAUCCAUAACUAUGUAGUUUUCUCCCCCGUCUGUGGGUCAGUAUUGAUGCACAAUCUAUGUCUCUUCCUCUUAUGCGUGAAGUCAAGCAGCAGACGUUCAGUGACGAUGUACAAACAUUAACGGCCCGUUUCAGGAUGAGUUAAAUAAGCAGAAAUAGGUCUCUGUUUAUAACACAGGACGUUUAUUCUUUGCUGGACGCUUAAAAAAGAAUUUGAGUCAUAAAUUAAGAGUUUACAGCACUGAACUCACCAGUGUUGGGCUAAUUACUCAAAAUAUGUAAUUUAUUACUCAUUACUCUUCUCAAAAGUAAUAUUAUUACGUUGCUUAUUACUCCUUGCCGACAGUAAUUAGUUACAUGACUAGUUAUAUUACUUUUCUGCUACUUUUAAGUUACUUAAGAUUCUUUAUUAAACAGAUUUUAUUAGUAAUUUUAAGUGACAUUAACUUACAAGUUAAGUGAAGUUCCAGAAAUAUUCCUGAUGAAGUACUUUUUACUAGUGAUUUUGUUUUCACAGUACAAAUCAAAAUUACAAAGAGAAGUCAGUGUUAAGCUACUUGAUCAGAAAUGUUUUUUAACUUGUGUGUAUUUAACUUAAAAUUGUCAAUUUAAUCUGUUUAAACAAUUAUUUUAUUCAAAUGAAUUCAUCUGGUUUUCCACACAAAAUUAGUAAUUUGUCCUUUCGCCCCAAAUUUCAGAUUUACGACUAUUAAAAUCUAGUAUUGUUUGUUAAAAUCAGAAUAAUGUGAAUGUUUCCAUCUUCCAAACUAGUUUCUUCCACGAUUACAAACAUUAAUCUGAGGAUGUGAUUGGAUGGUUGGAUUAAGGAGGGGACAGCAAAAGUAAAGUAAAAGUUUUUUUUUAAGGAAUAACUGUAUGUAAUUAGAUACACCACUAGUUACUGAAGAAAGUAAUACUAGUAAUGAGUUACUGCCCAACACUGACCUCUAGAGGUGAGUGAGAAAGUGACCCUUUAACAAGCUGGAGGUCCGGAUCCUAAAGGGACUGAAGAUCUUUAGCUUGAAAGAAACCUCUAGACCAAAGAGAUCGACUGUACAAGGACGGGUGAAGCGUCCUAAUUAGAAAGUAACAUUACAUAGAGGAAGAGAGUUAACUAGAAUAUUUAAAGGAGUAAUCGGUAAGUUGAAGUCAAUACAAACACGGUGAGUUUGAACCCUCUGAACAUAGUUUUAAAAAAAUCAGCUCAAACUUAAAACUUUUUUGUUGCUUUUUUGAGUGAAGAACAACUUUUCUGCUUCAGGGAUUCAGGAGGGAAAUCGAGUCACGUGCUGGUGAAACUAUAGAUUAUAAUAAAGAUCAUAAUAAAGAUCAUAAUAAAGAUUAUAAAUUCAGGGAAAUGUUUGAAGUGAGGAGGGAACGUGAGCUACGUAAGGUUUAACCUGUGAAUGUGCCGCUCAGUCACAGGGCGUAUGUUUUGUGAAGCUGUGCAGUCCUGCUGUUUGCACUGAUUAUAACCUCGAUGCUUGGCCACUCAAGUCUUUGCACUUUGCUGUGAACACUUUGUAUUACAGUUAUAUGUUUGAUUGCAGUCACAGUGGGAACCUUUUUCAUUCCAGAUGUUCAUGCUUUAUGUUUAUUAAACCGAAGUGAAUCACAUGUGUUUGUUUACUUUUAUUAUGCUUCAUUUGUACUGGCAUCACGCUGUAAUGUGUGUGUGAUCACUCUGUAUAUGAUCAAUAAACUGACAAUAUGUGAAUGAUUGGUUUUAAUAA
This is a messenger RNA of Dicentrarchus labrax (European seabass), 4032 nucleotides long. Its product is annotated as para-nitrobenzyl esterase. The record is from RefSeq and is a predicted model, not a curated record. Lineage: Eukaryota; Metazoa; Chordata; Actinopteri; Moronidae. The coding region runs from base 96 to 1883 and encodes 595 amino acids. The transcript has 10 exons.